AUGUCUAGGCAAGACAAGGCGACUACGGAGCGCAACGCGCGCAUCCUCCGCGACCUCGUCAAGCAGCCCGACAACAAGAAUUGUGCCGACUGCCGGAAGAAUGACGCGCGCUGGGCCUCCUGGAACCUCGGCGUGUUUGUCUGUAUCCGCUGCUCGGGUAUCCACCGCGCGAUGGGCACGCACAUUUCGAAGGUUAAGAGCAUCGACCUAGAUAUCUGGACGCCCGAGCAGAUGGACAAGUGGGGCAACACGCGCGCCAACGCGUACUGGGAGCGCCACCUCAAGGCCGGCCACGUCCCGCCCGACCACAAAAUCGAGUCGUUCAUUCGGAGCAAGUACGAGAGUCGCCGGUGGGCUAUGGAGGGCCCGCCGCCCGCCGAUCCGAGCGUGCUAGACGGUGCCGGGCCGAGCGGCACAGCCUCCCCUCCAGCCGCGCACCCCGCGGCUCGUCCACAGGCUCCCGCGCAGGCGCGGCCGACUCCGACCGUGUCGGCUCCCGCACCUCGACAGGGUGGUGCGCACCCACUCCUCUCGCGCCAGUCGCGUUCCCAACCCACUGCGGCCCCAGCACCUGCUCCUCUACUGAACUUCCUCGACGAUGGACCGUCUGGACAUGCCUCAGCGUCAAAGGCUACCUCCCCUCCCGCCGCUGCUCCUGCCGCCCGACCUGCUCAGCCUGCUACGACGGCAGCCAAAGCUGCCGCUCCGACGGCCGCGCCUCAGUCGAACAUCUUUGAUCUCGACUUCAAAGCGCCAUCCCCGCCUGCGCAGAAGCAACAGUCGUCGAAGAACGACAUCAUGAGCCUGUUCUCCCAGCCGCAACAGCAGCAGCAGCAGGGAAACUUCUUCAACCAGAACCAGAGCUCACAGUUUGGCUCGUGGAACGGUGGGGGCACCAGCACCCAGCCGCCGACAGGACAGGCGACCGCUGCGCCCGUGCCGACAUGGGGAGGCGGUUUUGGAGACCAGGCGGCGUGGGGUGCUUCUCAGCAGCAGGCUCAGCAGCAGCAGGGAUGGGGCCAGCCGCCGCAGGCUCAGCAGCAGCCGCAGCAGGGGUGGGGUCAGAACACUACCGCCAGUGCCAACACCUGGGGAUCUGACCCGUGGGCCCAGCCUGCUCAGCCUGCUCAGGCCCAACCUACUCCGAAGAAGGACGACCGCGACCCAUUCGCUAACAUUUGGGGCUAG
Molecule: messenger RNA, 1188 nt
Organism: Cutaneotrichosporon cavernicola
Lineage: Eukaryota; Fungi; Basidiomycota; Tremellomycetes; Trichosporonales; Trichosporonaceae
Gene: AGE2
Exons: 7
Coding region: 1-1188 (395 amino acids)
Cellular component (GO): cytoplasm
Molecular function (GO): GTPase activator activity
Source: RefSeq, a predicted model, not a curated record